AAUUUUUGCAACGAUAAAAUGUUCAAAGAUUCAAUUUUCAGUUCCUUAUUGGUUGGCCUCUGGCUCCUUAUGAGCCUCAGUUCCAGUGUCACAUCUGCCACAACCCAAGAAUCAAAAUCCUCAACGCGCCAGGUAGAAUGUGGCACUAGUUGGUCAACUAUAGACACCUACAAGAACCCCCUCUAUGUUUCUUGUGGAGACGAAAAGGGGAUCAACACCUGCGACGACACAACUUGUCACAUGGGUGGGCCGAAAGGUAACGCUGAUAGUAACCCAAUGAACCACGAGCUCUUCUUUGAUCAAUGUGCCAAAAUUGAUCACCAAGGCAAAGAACUCACCAAGCCAAUCUACCGGAUUUUCCCCAGGACUUACAAAGUCAGCGAACGAGACAACAUCAUGGUAGCUUACGGCUUCGCUCCUAGUGAAUCCAGUUACGCACCCUCAUUUUUCAAAUGUCGUUACGACCAAGCCUCUGGUCUCAACGUUCGCAGAGUUUGGUGCGAUUCGUGCUUCCCCAAACAAGCCCAUCAAUAAACUUGGCGCCUAGGCUUUUAUUGCUUUCACUUUCACUUUCCCAUUCCUUGACUCGAUAUCCUCACACAAAUCUAAACACGAAAAGUAAAUAAAUAAACGCUCCACACCAAGAAAAAAAAGAGUGAAAACAAGCCGUGUAUCGCGAAUGUUGGCU
Molecule: messenger RNA, 688 nt
Organism: Puccinia graminis f. sp. tritici CRL 75-36-700-3
Lineage: Eukaryota; Fungi; Basidiomycota; Pucciniomycetes; Pucciniales; Pucciniaceae
Exons: 5
Coding region: 19-534 (171 amino acids)
Source: RefSeq, a predicted model, not a curated record